Messenger RNA from Symbiodinium pilosum, 1209 nucleotides. The record is from the annotation of a GenBank genome assembly. Lineage: Eukaryota; Dinophyceae; Suessiales; Symbiodiniaceae.
AUGGCUACCCAGGUGGCAAUACAAUACUUCUAUACAUUUCUUUUUUGCGCAGAGCUCGUCUUUCGCGCGGCUGCGAUGGGCAGAGAAUAUUUCUGUGGAAAGGAGUGGUUGUGGGCCGCUCUGGACGUUUUCAUUGUCAUGACCUCCCUGUGGGAGGUCUUCGUAGAUACAUGGUAUGCCGUCGUCGGAGACGACGAGAGCAGCCUCGAGAGUUUUGGCGGCCUGACCGGCCUAAAAGCUUUCAGGAUUGUGCGAAUCACGCGCAUCGUGAAGACCGUGCGCUUGAUGCGCAUCUUCCGGUUCGUCUUGGCGUUGAGGACACUAAUCCAUUCGAUCUGGCACACCUUGAAGUCCUUGUUCUGGGCUUUGGUGCUGCUGCUUCUGAUCGUCUACGUGUUUGGUAUGAUCUUUACUCAAGCAGUAAACGGACACCUUUACGAUCCAGAUGCCUUUCCUCUGUCGGAUGAAAGUAUAAACGUGAGCGAGCUAUACUUCGGAAAGUUGACGAUAACAAUGAUGAGCCUCUUCAUGAGCGUGACCGACGGGCUCAGUUGGGAGAAAAUCAGUCGCCCGCUUGGUGAGAUCUCGCCCAUUUGGGCUGGACUGUUCUUGUUUUACGUUUCUUUUACAUACUUCGCUGUGCUCAACGUCCUGACAGCCGUGUUCUGCCAAAGCGCCAUUGAGAGUGCGCAGAACGAUCACGCAACGGCAGUGCAGUCCAUGAUAGCCAACAAGGAGAUGCAUCUCAAGAAAAUCCGCGCGCUUUUCAACGAGCUGGGCAAUGAACAAUCUGGCAUGAUCACCUUUCACCAGUUCGAAGCCAAGAUCAACUCGGCAGAAGUCAGAGAGUACUUCGAGACGCUGGGCCUUGAUGUUGAAGAUGCCUGGAGCUUUUUCAAACUGCUGGAUCGAGAUGGUGGGGGAUCCGUGGAAAUUGAGGAGUUUCUGAAGGGCUGCUUACGAUUUCGAGGCCAAGCCAAAGCGAUUGACAUCGGGCAAUUGCUCCAUGAUCAGAACUGGCUGAUUCGGCACCAGAGCAGAUUCCACACCUACAUGGAAAUGGAGCACCAGAAGCUGAGGAAGCAGAUCACGGCUUUGACGUCCUUUUUAACAACAGAUGGCACGCCACGGAGAAAGAAGAAAACAGAGGACGAGCAGACAUUGAAAGCUGCAGCCGCUCAGAGUGAGACGCGCCAGGCAAUGGCAUAG